Mangifera indica (mango) is the source of this 2724-nucleotide messenger RNA. RefSeq names its product protein LOW PHOTOSYNTHETIC EFFICIENCY 1, chloroplastic-like. The transcript has a single exon. Gene Ontology annotation, molecular function: protein binding. Lineage: Eukaryota; Viridiplantae; Streptophyta; Magnoliopsida; Sapindales; Anacardiaceae. Bases 332 to 2605 code for a protein of 757 amino acids. The record is from RefSeq and is a predicted model, not a curated record.
CUAUCACAAGCUUAAUUGACUGCUGGUCUCAAAUGAAUGGCUGUAAGAAGUCCACAAAAGAGAGAACACCAAAAACCCAACUCUUAAUUGCCUCUCUAAAGCCUCAAUCUUCAAGGUAUGAAUUUCAUUCCACUCAAUUUACCGAGAAAAUAAUCGCUGAAUUGUAUGCCAAAAACACUAGGUACUGUCACCGUUUCUCUUGUGCAUAACGUAGAAAUUAUAUGAGAAUUGGAAAUUUACCAUGACUUUUCAAGUAACAUGUUUUGUUCUUCCUCAGUUUUGUAUUUCAUAUCUGGGUUUUUCUGCCUAUCUGUAUAUUGAGGUGUAGAAGAUGCAAGCUUUAAGUGUGUGGCCAUCAAAAGGUGGCUGUGAUGUAAUACCUCCGUUGUACUUAGAAGUUAGUUCUUCUAGAUUUUUAGGUAGAAGAAGAAAGAAGUUUUGUGUUGUUGAGUCUGUUUGUGAUGGCAGAAACACUGAUUUCUUUUUAGUUUCUGCCAACUCAAGGUUUCGUUGUAGUGGGGUGCGUUUUAGGAGCAUAAAAUUUGAUUCUAUAUGUGGCUUUUUAUCUGGAUUCUCUACUCUCAACCUGGCUAUCUUUUGUGAGCCAAAGAAAUUCUAUUUUGGCAUGCCAGUCAUGUUGGCUUGGACAAUGGAGGAACAAGAAAUUGGAAGUGAACUCCUUACGGUUGAUGGGUUGUCUGAGAAAACUGAGAGUGACAAUGUUGAUUAUCGUAGCGUAGAUAUGGUUGGAAAUAGUGAUGGAAAUGAUGAAGAAAGGGAAGAAGUUGAUAUUAAGAGGGAGGGCAAAGUUGGGGAGCAGUUGAGUUCUAGGAUUGAUGUUAAGGCCUUGGCGCAGAGUUUGUGGCUUGCCAAAACAGCGGAUGAUGUAGAAGGGGUUCUAAAGGACAUGGGUGAUUUGCCUCCACAAGUAUACUGUACUAUGAUUAGAGGUUUUGGCAAGGAUAAAAAAAUGGAGUGUGCAAUAGCUCUGUUUGAGUGGCUGAAGAGAAAGAAGAAAGAAACAGGGGGUGCUACUGGACCUAACCUUUUUGUGUAUAAUAGCCUGUUGGGUGCAAUGAAACAAUGUCAACAAUUUACGGAAAUAGAGAGAGUUAUGAAGGAUAUGGCUGAGGAAGGAAUUGCUCCUAAUAUUGUGACUUAUAAUGCUUUGAUGGCUAUUUAUAUAGAGCAAACAGAAGCAACCAAGGCCCUUAAUGUUCUCGAGGAGAUUCAGCAGAAGGGCUUUACUCCAUCUGCUGUAUCCUAUUCUCUGGCAUUGUUGGCUUAUCGAAGAAUGGAAGAUGGGAUUGGAGCAUUAAAGUUCUUUGUUGAAUUUAGAGAGAAAUAUCUGAAAGGUGACGUAGGAAAAGAUGGUGAUGAAGAUUGGGAUUAUGAGUUUGUUAAGCUUGAGAAUUUCACCAUUCGUAUUUGUUACCAAGUGAUGAGGCGUUGGCUUGUAAAGGAUGAAAACCUGAGCACCAAUGUGUUAAAACUUCUGACAGAAAUGGACAAUGCUGGGCUUCAGCCCGGUCAAGCUGAAUAUGAGCGCCUUGUUUGGGCUUGUACCCGUGAUGAACAUUAUGUUGUUGCCAAAGAAUUAUAUGCUAGGAUUAGAGAAAGCUAUGCUGAAAUAAGCUUAUCUGUCUGCAAUCAUCUGAUUUGGUUGAUGGGGAAGGCCAAGAAGUGGUGGGCAGCUUUGGAGAUCUAUGAGGAUUUAUUGGAAAAGGGACCAAAGCCAAAUAACAUGUCAUACGAAUUAAUUGUCUCUCACUUUAACAUAUUACUUAGUGCAGCUAAGAAAAGAGGAAUUUGGAGAUGGGGUGUUAGGUUGCUCAACAAGAUGGAAGAAAAAGGUCUUAAACCUGGAAGUAGGGAAUGGAAUGCAGUUCUUGUUGCAUGUUCCAAGGCCUCUGAAUGUUCUGCUGCUGUGCAGAUAUUUAAGAGAAUGGUAGAAAAUGGUGAAAAACCCACAAUCAUCUCCUAUGGAGCAUUGCUUAGUGCCCUUGAAAAAGGAAAACUCUAUGAUGAAGCCCUCCGGGUUUGGGAACAUAUGCUUAAUGUCGGUGUGGAACCAAACCUUUAUGCUUACACAAUUAUGGCUUCAGUUUUCAGUGCGCAAGGGAAUUUUAAUAAGGUUGAGCUAAUAUUUCGGGAGAUGGAUUCAACUGGUAUCAAGCCAACAGUUGUCACAUACAAUGCAAUUGUCAGUGCAUGUGCACGCAAUGGUAUGAGCGGUGCGGCAUAUGAAUGGUUUCAUAGAAUGAAUGUUCAGAACAUCUCACCAAAUGAGAUCACUUAUGAAGUGCUGAUCGAGGCUCUUGCAAAGGACGGUAGACCAAGGGUUGCGUUCGACUUGUAUUUGAGGGCUCACAAUGAGGGCCUUAACCUCUCCACAAAGGCUUACGAUGCAGUUGUACAAUCCUCUCUAGUCUAUAGAUCAACUAUUGAUUUGACUACUUUAGGACCUCGGCCACCAGACAAAAGGAAGAAAGUGGUAAUUAGGAAGAAUUUAACAGAUUUCUGUCACUUUGCUGAUGUUCCUAGGAGAAGUAAGCCGUUUGAUAAAAAUGAAAUUUACUCCCCACAAACAGAAGGAAAUCAAUAGAUAUUUAUCAUGAAUUUUUACAUAUUCUUUUUACAUAUCAUUGUAUAUUCAGUUUGUAAGGACAACAGGAAUGCUCUUGAUUUCGCGGAACAAUGCAGAAAUUUAGCCUUUCUGGAGUA